AUGGCCGCCUCCAUGGCUCGAGGCGGCGUGAAUGCCGUGUUCUUGUUGCGGGCGGCCAGGGGCUCCUGGUGGAGCAGGUCCUGCGAAGUGGCGGCGCUGGUGACAACCAAAAAGCUCUGGACAACAGGCUCGCGCCAGGCUGGAGAGGAGGAGGCCGGCGGCCCGGAGCGGCCCGGGGACGUGGUGAACGUGGUGUUUGUGGAUCGCUCCGGCCGGCGGAUCCCGGUGAGCGGAAGAGUUGGGGAUGAUGUUCUCCAUCUGGCCCAGCGCCACGGUGUGGACCUGGAAGGGGCCUGCGAAGCCUCCCUGGCAUGCUCCACCUGCCACGUGUAUGUGAGCGAGGCCCACCUGGAUCUUCUGCCCCCGCCUGAGGAGAGGGAGGAGGACAUGCUGGACAUGGCCCCCUUACUGCAGGAGAAUUCGAGGCUGGGCUGCCAGAUCACCCUGACCCCUGAACUGGAGGGCGCAGAAUUCACCCUGCCCAAGAUCACCAGGAACUUCUAUGUGGAUGGCCAUGUCCCCAAGCCCCACUGACACGGACUUUUGGUCUGACCCCAGACCACAUGGCUCCAGGGCCAGGACUUGAAGGAAGAGCCAAGUUGCCAGCCGGGCCCAAGGCACAGACAGACCUGAGAGAUGUGGGAAGCACGGCUAAGGUCACGGUUAAGGUCAUGGCCACUGCCUGGGGCAGAGCCCUGGUUGUGGGGGGGCAGGGCCUCUACUUGGGUUGCCUUCCCCAAACCCCUGACAAUCGGGGUGUGAAUAGGGUUGGGCUCAAAUUGAGCUGCAAUAAAACUGUCACACACAUCAGCAUGUCAUGUGUCCUUGGGGGUCUGGUCUCAGUCCUACACCUGCAUCUGCUGGACCUCCGGCUCUGCCCGCCCGCC
Messenger RNA from Castor canadensis (American beaver), 887 nucleotides. RefSeq names its product ferredoxin 2 (gene Fdx2). Lineage: Eukaryota; Metazoa; Chordata; Mammalia; Rodentia; Castoridae. The record is from RefSeq and is a predicted model, not a curated record. Gene Ontology annotation, biological process: P450-containing electron transport chain. Gene Ontology annotation, cellular component: mitochondrion. Gene Ontology annotation, molecular function: 2 iron, 2 sulfur cluster binding; electron transfer activity.